Molecule: messenger RNA, 3819 nt
Organism: Penicilliopsis zonata CBS 506.65
Lineage: Eukaryota; Fungi; Ascomycota; Eurotiomycetes; Eurotiales; Aspergillaceae
Exons: 5
Coding region: 1-3819 (1272 amino acids)
Biological process (GO): carbohydrate metabolic process
Molecular function (GO): chitin binding
Source: RefSeq, a predicted model, not a curated record
AUGGCCCCCGGGGCAUUGGCAAGCAUCGGGGCCUCUCAGGCGCUGCAGGAGUACCUCCAGAUGUACCCCAUCAGCACCCGUUCGGCGCCCCAGUCCCAGGCGACCACCGAUCUGGCCAGCCUCAAGGCCGCUGUGCUGGCGGGCAACUAUACCCCCUCGCGCUCGUGGCAGUUCCUCCGCGACCCCUGCCCUGCGAGCUGUGUGAGUUUAGGGCUGGCGUCCUCUGCGUGGCCGGUCUACCACAGCGUCGACACGCUGACAGACCGCUGUGACGAGACGAUGCUGUUGAGCUUUGCCCUCUACACGGCGCUUGACGGCUCUGACGGCCAGGUCAGCAUCCGGAGCUGCACCGCCGGCCUCACUGUCUCUUCCUCGUCUUCUUCUUCUUCGUCUUCAUCUUCAUCUUGUCCAAAGCAUAACCAAACCAUGUCCGAAACGACCACCAGCCUGGAGCUCGUCUGGGAGGGCGAGUCUGCAGGGGCCGCUGUCCAGACAGACGCCCUGGCGGCCCUGGAGCAGCUGCUGGCGUACGAGAGCCAGAGCCCGUCGUCCGUCUGCAACGAGACCAUGGCGUUUGCCUACUCCGGGGGCACUGCUGUCGGGCUCUAUAUAGGCUCCGGGCUACACCGACAGGGCCUGUUGGCGCCGGUGGUGGAGGCGCUCGUCGAGAGGGUCACCAGCGAGGGCGUCAGCGACACCCUGGCCGUUCAGCUGUGUGGCACCUAUCUCAGCGGCCGAUACACGCUGGGCAUCAUCAUCACUCCAGACCUUGCCGAGGCCCAGGUCGCCGUGCAGACGUGGCGCGACAGCAAAUGUCUCACGUACUUGUCCGAGACUGCUUCGUGGAGCAACAUCACCUACUCUGCGCCGGUGGUGAGGAAUGCCACUGUCAAACCGAGUACCACUGAAGCCAGUAGUACCGCCACACUCACCCGCCGAACCACAUGCACCACCGAGCAGGUCGUGUCGGGGGAUAGCUGCGCAACGCUGGCUGCUGAAUGCGGGAUCACGGCGGCAGAGCUGGCGGACUAUAACCCUAGCUCCUCGCUGUGCUCGAACCUCACGGUAGGCGAGUAUAUCUGCUGCUCGUCGGGCACGCUGCCGGACAAUGCCCCCACGGAGCAGUCGGACGGGUACUGCUACACAUACCUGGUGCAGACGGGGGAUACCUGCUCGGCGCUGGCGGCAGAGUACGACAUCACCGUCGCGGAGAUCGACAGCUACAACACCGACACCUGGGGCUGGAUGGGCUGCGACGACCUGUUGGCGGACGAGUACAUCUGCCUCAGCACCGGGUAUGCGCCCAUGCCCGCCGUGAUCUCCAACGCCGUGUGUGGCCCGCAGGUGAACGGCACUGCCACUGCGCCGCAGGGCUCUGAUCUGAGCGACCUGAACGAGUGUCCCCUCAACGCCUGCUGCGACAUCUGGGGCCAAUGCGGCAUCACGGCCGAGUUCUGCACGCCCAGCAACUCGAGCACGGGGGCGCCGGGGACGGCCGCCAACGGGACCAACGGGUGUAUCUCCAACUGCGGGACAGACAUCAUCGAGAGCGCUGCGCCCAGCGAGACGUUCACGAUCGGCUACUUUGAGGGCUUUGACCAGGACCGCCCCUGUCUCAAGCCGUGGAUCACCGAGAUCGACACCAGCGCCUAUACACACAUCCACAUGUCGUUUGCGACGCUCAACGCGGACUUGUCGUACAAUCUGACCAACAUCGACGACCAGAUGGAGGACUUUGCCGCCCUGACGGACGUCAAACGCAUCAUCACCGUCGGCGGCUGGUCCUUCUCCACGGACGCCAGCACGUACGACAUCUUCCGCGAGGCCGUGUCGAGCGCCGACAACCGCGCCACCCUCAUCGCCAACACGAUCGACCUGCUCGAGGCGUACGACCUGGACGGCGUGGACUGGGACUGGGAGUACCCGGGGGAGCCUGACAUCCCUGAUAUCCCUGCGGACACGACAGCCGACGCGGAGGACUUCUUCCUGUUCCUGUUGGAGCUGUCGGAGGAGAUGGCGAGUUCGACGCCCGACAAGACCAUCUCGACCACGGCGCCCUCGUCCUACUGGUACAUGAAGGCGAUCCCCAUCCUGGCCAUCAGUGAAGUGGUCGACUACAUCGUGCUCAUGACCUAUGACCUGCACGGCCAAUGGGACUAUAACAACACCUAUACGGAUCCCGGGUGUCCGGCGGGAGGGUGUCUGCGCUCGCACGUCAACCUGACCGAGACGCUGAGCUCGCUGUCGAUGAUCACCAAGGCCGGCGUGCCCUCCAACAUGGUGGUGGUGGGGGUCGCCAACUACGCGCGCUCGUUCCAGAUGACUGAAGCCGGCUGCUACACGGCCGACUGCCACUUUACAGGGCCAGACUCGGGGGCAGACCCGGGCGAGUGCACCGACACGGCGGGCUACAUCUCCAACGCCGAGCUGGCGGCCAUUGCAGCGAACACGACCGUGUACGCCUACAUCGACAUCGACUCCAACUCGAACGUGAUGGUCUGGGAUGACACGCAGUGGGCGGGCUACAUGGACGCCGAGAUCAAGUCCGUCCGUGCCGAGCUGUAUGAGGGCAUCUACUUCCUCGGCACUGCCGAAUGGGCAAUCGAUCUUACCAACGGCACCUCUUCCAACAGCAGUACCAGUACCAAUACCACCACCACCACCACAGCCUGUGAAAUCUCUAUUGAUCCCACCGUCUGGUCCGAGGCUACCCCCUCCGUCACUGCAGUCCCCGGCUGCACGCUCAUCUGGCCUCCCCUGCCCCUGGAGACGACCACCACCAUCACAUUUCCCCCAUGGGCCACGCACAUCACCUGGCGCGCCACCGAGACAGAGACAACCACCUAUUACGACGGCAGCGUCGUCACCUAUCACCAGUUCUCGACCUACUCGGUGCCCACCCAACUCUCCAUCGCCCCUGUCACUACGACUGCCAUCCCGGUCUGGUACGUCACCGUCACCAGCGGCCAGAGCACUGUCUACCAGACCAGCUCUGUGGAGCCGUCUCCUUUCACAGUCGUCUAUACUCCAACGGUCGGAGGCAAUACAACAGUAGUCGGAGGCACAACCAGCACUGUGUCUGGGGCGACCUUCUCGUCCGGAAACCUGACAUACACGAGCACUUCAUGGAUAGGCGUGUUUGGCGGCACUACCACCGUCGUCAGCGGCACCACCCUCGCCCCCUCGACCACGACCGUCACUCCCCAUCCCUAUCCCACCACCACCACCUCGACCGAAGAUCCCAUUCUCAACACGCGCACGACUCAUGUCGUCGCCGCGAGCAAAAGCAGUGGCUCAGGUCCCAAGUGUACUGAGGCCCCUUGUGGCAUUGGCUGUGUAUUCUUCUGUAUCUCGGGAUGUCCGUUCUGUCCUCCCGGCUUCGGUAUUGAUGACGGCAGCGGCAGCGGCAGCGGCAGCGGAAGCGGCAGCGGUGGUGGUGGUGGUGGUGACGACGACGACAGCUCGACCUCGACAACGACUUCAACAUCUUCAGGCAGCGCUGCGUCGUACGAGGUUGGCGCUAUGCUGGUCGUGUAUUACAUCGAUGGAGCCUCUACCAUCUGCUACGGCUCCUCCACUGUUCUCUCCACCAAGACCACCACCACCACGACAAAAUCCAAGACCACCACCACCACGACGGCGACCACCACCACCGCCAAGGACUGUCCGGGCGGCAACGAGCUCAAGUGUUACCAGGAAUACUACUACGACUGCAUGAUCGACUGCGAGAACUUUUACGCUACCAGUGCGGAGUUGUUGGGAUGUCAAAAUGGCUGUGGUGACUAUGCCCUCGAGCAAUGCGAGGAUCUUUGUGACUAG